AUGGCGUGUGGAGUUACUUUUUUAACUGGAAUUAUUCAAGUUAUUCUUGGUAUCGUAAAUGCUGGCUUAUUUGCAGUUUAUUUAUCAGAUCCUUUAAUCAAAGGUUUAACAUCUGGUGCAGCUAUUCAUGUUCUGAUAAGUCAAAUGAAAGGCAUAACUGGUGUUGAUGUUGCUGUUAAAUCUUCAGAAUCUUUUGGUUUUAUAACUUAUUUGAUAUAUUUUUUUUCAAAUAUCAAAACUAUAUGUUGGCAAGCUUGUUUAACAACAAUCUUAGGUGGUGGAUUGUUGAUUUUUUCAAAGGAAUAUAUUGAUAAAAAACUUUCGCAAUGUAAUAUAAAAUUUAAAUUCCCGAUGGAAAUGAUAGUUGUUACUUUUUCAACACUAACAAUAUAUUUAUUGUAUGAUGUUUUCAAAGUUAAUGUUAGAAUUCAAUAUGUUGGAAAAGUAGAUCAUGGAAUGCGUGCACCCCAGAUGUUAGAUUUUUCACAUUGGACUUCAAUGAUAAAAACAGCUUUUUUUAUUGCUAUUGUUUGUUUUGUUAUUCAUUUUGCCUUAGCAAAAACUAUAGCAAAAAUGGAUAAUGAACAAAUUAACGUUAAUCAAGAAUGGUUAGCUUUAGGAUUAAUGAAUGGAGUUUCGUCGUUUUUUGGUUGUUUUGCUAGUGGUGCUUCAAUGAGUAGAACGAUAACACAAUAUAAAUUAGGAGCUAAAUCACAACUUUCAACUGUAGUAACUGUUUUAAUUAAUCUUGGAGUUAUUUAUGGUGGUUCAAAGUAUCUUUUUUAUUUACCAAAGCCUAUAUUAUCAGUUAUUGUUAUGGUUGCAUUGAAGGAUCUUCUUUGUCAAUUAACUAUUGGACGAACUUAUUGGCAACAUUCGAUUAUAGAUUUUCUUAUUUGGUUGGUAACACUUUUAUGCGUUUUAUUUUUUGAUGUAGAAUCAGGAUUUUGUUCUGGUUUGAUUUUUUCACUUUUUACUGUAGUAUUUAGAACACAAUGGCCAGAAAGUUGUACGUUAGGAAGAAUUCCAGAAGAGGUACCUGGUAUAAAAAUUUUUAGAUAUGAUGCUCCAUUAUAUUAUGCCAAUACAGAAUGUUUUCUUCAAAGUCUUUAUGAAGCUGUUGGAAUUGAUCCUAUUGGAGCCUUUCAAAAAGUUAAAGAAAACGUGGAAAAAAAGACUAGUUCUAUUGUUGUUAAAGCAAAAGAGUCUGAAGAUCUUGAAGCUAAUACACCUUUAUACAAAGAGAAAAAUGAAGAAACAAGAAUUGUUUUGAGUAAAGAAGUUGAAAGAAUCAAUGGAUCAUCGUUUAGAAAAAUAAUAAAUGAAAAAAGUGUUCCUCUAUGCAAAGAUAAUGAAGAAGCUGAUGGUUCAAAAGAUGAUAUUAAUGCCUUUCCUUACGUUGACAUUAUGGGUAAGGAUAUUCUUAUUCAAGCAUACAAUGAGUUUAAAGUUGUUGGAAUUAAAGUUUUUUAUGCUGGGGCAAAAGUUUCUGUACGACAAUCUUUUGAAAAUACAAAUUUUUAUGAUUAUGUUCCUAAAUUUAAUUUAUAUGUAUCAAUAGCAGAUGCUGUAGCUCAGGCGCAAAAUGAAAGAAAUUUAUUAAUUCAUCCUAAUAAAUUAAGAAUUUAA
Strongyloides ratti is the source of this 1629-nucleotide messenger RNA. RefSeq names its product FI18412p1. The transcript is spliced from 4 exons. Gene Ontology annotation, cellular component: membrane. NCBI's taxonomy places the organism in Eukaryota, Metazoa, Nematoda, Chromadorea, Rhabditida, Strongyloididae. Bases 1 to 1629 code for a protein of 542 amino acids. Gene Ontology annotation, biological process: transmembrane transport. Gene Ontology annotation, molecular function: oxalate transmembrane transporter activity; chloride transmembrane transporter activity; sulfate transmembrane transporter activity. The record is from RefSeq and is a predicted model, not a curated record.